GGUGCCGGGGGAGGAAGAUGGCGGCGGGGCGCUGAGGGGCCGGGCCGGGCCGCGAUCGCCACCGGGCCGCUCGGCUCCGCACCGCGACAGCUGAGGCGGCCUCGCGCUCCGGGACGCGCCGCCCCGGGGCCAGAUUCCCCCCAUGGCCGCGGGGCCGGCCCAGAAGCCGCGUCCCCGCUGGGCCUGCUCGGGCCGCGCCGCUGCCGGGCCCCGCCGAGGCCGCGGUCCGCUGAGCCCCGGAGCCUGGCCCGGGCCCCGCCGGGCCUGACCCGCCCUCCGCUCGGGAGGCUUCUGGGGCCUGCCGGGGGCGGCCACGCCUGAGGAGAGUGGGACGGGGGCAGCGCCUGCCCAGACCCCCGCACCGAGCGGCCGCAGGACCCUCGACCCGCGUCCCCUCCGGCCCCGGUCGGCACCGGCAGCGCCCUUCGGCUGCGGCACGGGCGUCAGGAUGUCCGAGAACCAGCCAAACGCCAACAACCACCACCCGGCCAACAACAACGGGGGUGGCGGGGCUGCCGGGGGCAACAACCGGGGUGUCCGAAACCCCAACCUCAACCAGAACCCCCUGAUCAACGUCCGCGAUCGGCUCUUCCACGCGCUGUUCUUCAAGAUGGCCGUGACCUAUGCUCGCCUCUUCCCACCCUCCUUCCGCCGCGUCUUCGAGUUCUUCGUCCUCCUCAAGGCUCUCUUUGUGCUCUUCAUCCUGGCUUACAUCCACAUCGCCUUCUCCCGCUCUCCCAUCAACUGCCUGGAGCACGUGCGGGACAAGUGGCCGCGCGACGGGAUCCUGCGGGUGGAGAUCCAGCGCAAUUCCAGCCGGGCCCCCAUCUUCCUGCAGUUCUGUGGGGCCGAGAAGUUCCCGGGAAUGGUAGUUGAAUCCACAGCUGAGGAAGAGGAGGAGGAGGAGGAAAUGACUGUGGAUAUGUUUGAAAACAGCUCUGUCAAGUUUGAGCUGGACAUCGAGCCCAAGGUGUUCCUCAAGCCAUCCCGGGUGAGCAGCACCGAGGCACUGACCCGCAACGAAAGCCAGGAGUUCUCGUUUAGUGAAGCAGCCACUAAAGGUAUGCAGCCUCUGAGGGAGACUGUGUCCGAGUUUGAGAUGCUAGCCCGAGCAGUGUGGCCGCAGGAGGAAUACAUCGUGGAAUAUUCGCUGGAAUAUGGGUUCCUGCGCCUGUCCCAGAGCACUCGACAGCGCCUCAGCAUCCCCGUCAUGGUGGUGACCCUGGAUCCCACCAGGGAUCAGUGCUUUGGGGACAGGUUCAGUCGCCUGUUGCUGGAUGAGUUCCUGGGUUAUGAUGACAUCCUGAUGUCAAGUGUCAAAGCUUUGGCUGAAAAUGAGGAAAACAAAGGUUUCCUUCGCAACGUGGUCUCUGGGGAGCACUACCGCUUCGUCAGCAUGUGGAUGGCCAGGACGUCCUACCUGGCAGCCUUUGUCAUCAUGGUCAUUUUUACUCUCUCUGUUUCCAUGCUCCUGCGCUACUCACACCAUCAGAUCUUCGUCUUCAUUGUUGACCUGUUGCAGAUGCUGGAAAUGAACAUGACAAUUGCGUUCCCUGCAGCUCCCCUCCUCACUGUCAUUCUGGCUCUAGUAGGGAUGGAGGCCAUCAUGUCCGAGUUCUUCAAUGACACCACGACUGCGUUCUACAUCAUCCUGAUCGUGUGGCUGGCCGACCAGUACGAUGCCAUCUGCUGCCACACCAACACCAGCAAGAGGCACUGGCUCAGGUUCUUCUACCUGUACCACUUUGCCUUCUACGCCUACCACUACCGCUUCAACGGGCAGUACAGCAGCCUGGCACUUGUCACCUCCUGGCUCUUCAUCCAGCAUUCGAUGAUUUAUUUCUUCCACCACUAUGAGCUCCCGGCCAUUCUCCAGCAGAUCAGGAUCCAGGAGAUGCUGCUGCAGAACCAGCAGGUUGGCCAUGGGACGCAGACAACACUCCAAGACAACCUCAACAACAACACCACGGCUGCCCCCGUGGAGGCUGGAGCCCGCCAGGCCCCCCUGGCCCCCGGGCCCCCCGGGGACAGCAGCAGCCCGGCCGCCCUGGCUCCCGCCGCGGCCGCCUCCGCCGGCAGCGACCUGAACUGGGUGGCCGAGACCGCCGCCAUUGUCACCGAGGCCUCGUUCCUCUCCGACCUGAGCACGACCCUCCUGGAGCCAAACGUGGCUCACGCCGGGAGCCCUCAGGACGCCGCCACCUCCAGCCUGGUCGCCCGCAUCAGGGUCAGCAGCGACCGCCCGGAGGCGGCCGUGGGCUCCAUCACCAUCCAGGUCACCUCAGCCUCCGUGGUGGCUGCAGCUGCAGAUGUUCCCCCUGCCGCAGAGGGGGCUCUGCCUGCGCCCCCCAUCCCGCUGCAGGCGGGGGCCUCUGUCCCCAGCCCCUCCCCUCCUCAGCAGACUGUGGCUGCCGAGGGCUCAGGCAGCCAAGCAGGACCUAGUGACAAGGACUGCAGGGCAGGGAGCAGCGUGGCAGGGAGCCCACCUGCCCCUGCUGAGGACACUGGCCAGGACAGACCCUUAGGCCGUGCUCUUGGGGACCAGGGGGGGAGCUGCCCCUGCCCAGCACCAGGGGAUAGUACCCUUUGCUCCAGACCUUGCUCGGAGCCAGACUUGAAGAGCCUGUCGUGAGUCCCUGUCACUGUUCUGGACUGCCAGGAAGGCGUUUGGAUUUUGUUUGUUACUGUUUCUCACUUCACCAUCAUCCUUAACCCAUUAAUUCCUCGUAGCAGCGGCAGAGCAGGACUGGAAUCGCAGCUGCCUGUGAACAGGGGGGAGCUCUUCAGACACUCCUGGGAGAAACCUGGUAAACUUCCUUUUUCUUCAGAAGAGGAGCUUAAGACCAUCCCCAGACACGAGACCUGCUCAUGCCAGGGCAAAGCUGGGCAAUAACCAAAGCAGAAAACACUGUUCA
Apus apus (common swift) is the source of this 2915-nucleotide messenger RNA. RefSeq names its product transmembrane protein 259 (gene TMEM259). Gene Ontology annotation, biological process: positive regulation of ERAD pathway; response to endoplasmic reticulum stress. The transcript is spliced from 11 exons. The record is from RefSeq and is a predicted model, not a curated record. Lineage: Eukaryota; Metazoa; Chordata; Aves; Apodiformes; Apodidae. Gene Ontology annotation, cellular component: endoplasmic reticulum. Bases 449 to 2632 code for a protein of 727 amino acids.